Messenger RNA from Zea mays, 1617 nucleotides. RefSeq names its product Tyrosine decarboxylase 1. Gene Ontology annotation, molecular function: pyridoxal phosphate binding; carboxy-lyase activity. The record is from RefSeq and is marked validated. Gene Ontology annotation, cellular component: cytoplasm. Gene Ontology annotation, biological process: carboxylic acid metabolic process; amino acid metabolic process. Lineage: Eukaryota; Viridiplantae; Streptophyta; Magnoliopsida; Poales; Poaceae. The transcript has a single exon. The coding region runs from base 46 to 1542 and encodes 498 amino acids.
GCCGUAGGCCCGUAGGUACAUUAGCUAGAAGCUUUAGUAGCGGCGAUGGGCAGCCUACCGCUCGACGCGUCACUGCGGCCACUGGACCCCGAGGCCUUCGCCGGCGAUUCACGCGCCAUCGUGGACUUCCUCGCCGAGUACUACCGUGACGUCGAUAAGUACCCUGUGAGGGCGGCCGACCUCGAGCCUGGCAGGCUACGGAAGCUGCUCCCCGAGGCUGCGCCAGAGCACGGUGAGCCGAUGGAGGACAUACUGGAGGACGUGCGGCGGGACAUCCUGCCGGGUCUGACCCACUGGCAGAGCCCCAGCUUCUUCGCCUACUUCCCCAUGAACGGCAGCGCCGCUGGGUUCGCGGGGGAGAUGUUGUCGGCCGGCCUGAACGUGGCGCCGUUCGUGUGGGUGGCGUCGCCCGCCGCAGCGGAGCUCGAGAGCGUGGUGGUGGACUGGAUGGGUACGCUGCUCGGGCUGCCGCAGCGGUUACUCUUCUCGGGCGGCGGCGGCGGCGUGCUACAGGGGAGCACGUGCGAGGCCGUGGUGUGCACGCUCGCCGCGGCGCGGGACCGCGCGCUGGCUAGGCUGGGGCACGAGAGCAUCGUGAAGCUGGUGGUCUACGCCUCGGACCAGACGCACGCCACCUUCCAGAAGGGCGCGCGGCUGGUGGGCAUCCCGCCGUCCAACUUCCGCGUCAUCCGGACGACGUCGGCCUCCGGGUACGGCCUGACGGCCGACGACGUCCGCGCCGCGGUCGAUCGCGACGUCGCACGCGGCCUGGUGCCGCUGUACCUCUGCGCCACGGUGGGCACCACGGGGCUCGGCGCGGUCGACCCCGUGCGCGAGCUCGGAGAGGAGGCGCGGCGACACGGCAUGUGGCUGCACGUGGACGCGGCGUACGCCGGCAGCGCGGCCAUCUGCCCUGAGUUCCAGGGCACUCUCGAUGGCGCCGAGCUCGCCGACUCGGUGAGCAUGAACCCGCACAAGUGGUUCCUCACCAACGCGGACUGCUGCUGUCUGUGGGUGGCAAGCCCAGGUGCCCUGACCUCCGCGCUGUCCACCGACCCGGAGUACCUCAAGAACGUCGGCACGGACGGCACGGGGAAGCCGGCCGCCAUAGACUACAAGGACUGGCAGAUCUCCCUGUCACGCCGGUUCCGCGCCAUCAAGCUCUGGGUGGUGCUGCGGCGCUACGGUGCCGUCGGCCUGCGCGCGCACAUCCGCCGACACGUCACCACAGCAAAGUGGUUCGAGCGGACAGUGGCGGCGGACGAACGCUUCGAGGUUGUGGUGCCGAGGAAGUUCUCGCUGGUAUGUUUCCGCCUCCGGGAGAGGUUCGCAGGGGACGACGCGGCGGACGAGUUGAACCGGGAGCUCCUCACGGCGGUGAACGCGAGCGGGCGGGCGUUCGUGACGCACUUCGUGGUGGACGGCAAGUUCGUGAUCCGCCUCGCGGUCGGCGGUGCUAUGACGGAGAUGCGGCAUGUCAUGGACGUGUGGGAACUGCUGCAGGCCAGCGCCGACCACGUUUUACGCCGCUACUCCUACUAGUGUAUUCUGCUGCACGUAUACGUACACUUUUACGCGCACAUGUACCAAAAAAAUAAAGUAUACACCUACUCUCCU